This is a messenger RNA of Ciona intestinalis (vase tunicate), 2351 nucleotides long. RefSeq names its product ATP-dependent RNA helicase DHX33. The record is from RefSeq and is a predicted model, not a curated record. Gene Ontology annotation, biological process: positive regulation of transcription by RNA polymerase I. Gene Ontology annotation, cellular component: nucleolus; intracellular anatomical structure. Lineage: Eukaryota; Metazoa; Chordata; Ascidiacea; Phlebobranchia; Cionidae. Gene Ontology annotation, molecular function: helicase activity; ATP binding; double-stranded RNA binding.
UUAUAAAACAUUAGUGCGUCUAGUAACUUCCCUCAGCAACAAUGACACGUGCAUCACUGCAUUCACAAUUUGUCUUGUCUGCCGACAGUUUUGUAAAGUGAGCUGGCUUAUUCAUGCUGGUUACUGUUUAAGCCACGUUUGCUUUGAUCGUUUGGUCGUGGAACAUAAGUAUGGGUACUAGAAACGGGUUUGUUACUACGAGUAAAACCGACCUCCCAAUAUUUGCUGUACGACAACGACUUAUAGAGGAGUUUAAGAAAUCAGAAACCAGCAUCGUUAUCGGUGAAACUGCCAGCGGAAAGACAACCCAGAUUCCACAAUUUUUAUACAAUUGUGGCUUGCAUAAAAAUGGGUUAAUAGCAUGUACUCAACCACGCCGAGUGGCUGCAAUCACAAUUGCACAACGUGUUGCACAAGAAAUGGGCACACCAGUGGGUCAGGAAGUUGGAUUCUGUGUUCGGUUUGAAGAUUCUACAAGUUCACAAACUCGCAUUAAGUACAUGACAGAUGGUAUGCUGCUAAGGGAAUCCAUUGGUGACAGACUGCUGAAAAAAUAUUCCAUUAUUAUCCUGGAUGAGGCACACGAAAGAACGAUACAAACAGAUGUACUUUUCGGGGUAGUUAAAUAUGCUCAGGUCCAAAGAAAAGCUGAAAAUCAUAGAAAAUUAAGACUCAUUGUCAUGUCCGCAACCAUGGAUGUUGAUCAUUUUGCAAAAUAUUUCAGUAGUGCCCCAGUUCUUUAUGUGGAGGGUAGACUGCAUCCAAUCAAAAUAAAUUACACUCGUGAAAUCCAGAGCGAUUAUAUUGGCGCUGCAUUAACUACUGUGUUUCAGAUUCACCAAGAAGAGCCUGCCCAAGACGAUAUCCUUGUUUUUCUUACAGGUCAAGAAGAAAUUGAAACAGUUGCGCAAACAAUAAAAGAUCUUCAACUUUCUUUGCCACUCAGUUUACCAAAAUUAAUUGUUUGUCCUUUAUAUGCAUCUCUACCUCAUAGUUUGCAACUGAGAGCCUUUAAAUCUACCCCAGCUGAUUGCAGAAAGGUGGUUCUCUCCACAAACAUUGCAGAAACUUCUGUGACGAUAAGAGGUAUCAAGUUUGUUGUUGAUACUGGAAAAGUAAAAGCGAAAAGUUUUAAUGCCAGUACUCAUUUGGAUAUCUUAUCCGUUCAAUCAAUUUCACAAGCUCAGGCAUGGCAGCGUGCAGGAAGAGCUGGAAGAGAAAGACAUGGAAUUGUUUACAGAUUGUACACAGAGGCACAAUACUUCAAUUUCUCACCCAACACUGUUCCAGAAAUUCAGAGGUGCAAUGUUAGCAAUACUAUUCUCCAAUUACUUGCUAUUGGAAUAAAAGAUAUCCAUGCGUUUGACUUUAUUGACCCACCAUCAAAGGAAUCUAUUUCUUCAGCAUUUAGUGAGCUGACUCUUCUAGGAGCAGUUGUGCAAUCUGGGUCUAAAUUGUAUGAGCUUACUGCACUGGGCCAAAAAAUGUCUGUCUUCCCUCUGGAUCCUAAACUCAGCAAAGCUAUUGUUUGUGCCAUUCCACAAAACUGUGUAGAAGAGAUGCUGAGCUUAGUUUCAAUGUUGUCUGUUGAAAGCGUGCUGUAUACUCCACAAGCAAAGAAGGAUGUCGCACUGGAUGUAAGGCGAAAGUUCACAUCAAAUGAGGGAGAUUUUGUUAUGCUCCUCAACAUAUACAGAGCUUUUAAACAAAGCAAAGGAAGUAAAUCAUGGUGCUUUGAAAACUACAUCAACCAUCGUAACAUGAACGUUGUUUUCGAAAUAAGAAAACAAAUACGAGGACUAUGCCUAAAAGCAAAUGUACCGUUAACUUCCAAUCAGAGAGACAUGAAAGUGUUGCGUCGCUGUGUAGCUCAUGCUCUGUUCACCAACGCAGCUGAACUGCAGACUGAUGGAACAUACAGAGCCAUUGACUCAAAUGAAACUGUUCUAAUUCAUCCUUCAUCAUGUUUAUUUCAAUCUAAACCUUCAUAUGUUGUGUAUCGUGAGUUAAUCCAUACUUCCAAGUGUUACAUGAGGGAUCUUUGUGUGGUAGACCCUGACUGGUUGUAUGAGGCAGCUCCCAAUUACUUUCAAUCUAAAUUGAAAGGAAGAAGAUAAUUUCUUGCUUGUCCCAAAAAAUCAUGCAGUCAGAGAAAUCAUGUUCCCUCUUCCAUUAGACCAAUUUUUACUGCAUGAUCUUGUUUUUAGCGUUUUAUGUUUUCAUUUCUGCUGCCAUAACUGCCUUACAUUUUUAUGAUUUAUUUUAGACUCUUUUUGUUCUGCCUGGCUUAACUGACAUUUGACAAUACACUGUCUCCAAACACAAUAAGAAAUAAAAUAUUUAAUUUACAG